Molecule: messenger RNA, 7652 nt
Organism: Schistosoma curassoni
Lineage: Eukaryota; Metazoa; Platyhelminthes; Trematoda; Strigeidida; Schistosomatidae
Source: the annotation of a GenBank genome assembly
GGUGGAGACCAACGAUGACCAAUGGUAACAUGAUAUGUUUGUUUCUUAUUUACCAAAAAGGUUUACAAAAUGCAUGUGAUCUGCAAUACUGGUAUUCUGACUACUAUAUGUUAUAUUCCGACAUCUUACUCGAUGAAUAACUCUACGCCUCUUAAAUUAAUUUAGAAUACUUAAUACACCUGACUAUUAUUACUUUGUUCAAAAAUUUAAUUGGAAUUUCUCUUUGAAAAUAAAAACAACUUUUAUUUUAAGUGGUUGGAGGUAGUCUGGAUUCUUCUACUUGACGUUUGUGCUGAUGAUGUUGUUCGGAAGAACAAUGGAAGCUCCACGAUCAAAGCAUCCAGCUCAGAGAACAAAACUCCACCUAAACUAUCUACCUGAACCACGGAUCUUCACUAUCUUAAAAUCUGGAUCCUACCCAGUCUCCACAAACGAGGAGUAUUUGUACUCUUCUGGAAACUAAUUCUCUGGGGAAUCUAACCUCAGUCAUCUGGUGUCACAAUCUGAGACGUUUUUAUCCAGUAAUUUGUUUUGCAAAUGACAUGUUAGGAUUGAUCAUUGAGUAGUGAUGAAUAUUGUUUGUCUUGCCAACGACCUUCAAUCAGCUAACAUCUCAACAUAGUGCGCGCGUAAUAUCGGAGCACUUAGACUAAUGGGAGCUCUCUUGUAACUUAAUCUAUAGAACUCGAUCAGCGCUAAAGAGCUAAACGAAUAUGGUAUUGUUUACUACUUUGUAAAUAAACAAUUGUAUAUGUCACCCAAUUACCAUUUUCAGUUAGUGCUUGGCUUAUUUUCAUAGAAGUGUUAUUUUAAUCCCAAAACGUUCCAACGUUUCGAGCGUCAUAGAAAGUUAUUCUUACUACCCUUCUUAUGUCAUGUAAAAUAAAAGUCGUUCGUUUUUUUUACUUCUCGUGUAGAGAACUGGAAUCUAUCUUGUGUGUUCUGAUCGACUUGUUCCCAUAUUAUAUUUGCACUGUUAGAACAUUUCUUUGCUACUCAUUUAUAUGAAGAUUUUUUUCAUACGAUUAAUAUUAAAGCCAUUAUUUCAUUUCUUUACAUGGAUCUGAUCAAUCGUUGGGUAUUACAUUGGAGUGUGUUGUUUAGUUAGUUCAAGCUAGUGCUAUGAAUUUUAUUCUUGCAGCCCAGCUACUCUUAUUGCUUUGUAUUCUUUGACCAUUACUUCACUCGACAGGGCGCCAAAUCAGAACACGGUUAAACAGAAAUGUAAUUAUAUUCCAAAUAAACAAAGUUGAAUGAAAGUAGGGAUCACAAUAAGAAAAACGUUAGUAUAUUGAUAGAUAGAGUCUUCUCCAAAUACUGGAUAGCGCUGAUUGAUUGAGAAAUAGCCAGUCUCCAUGCCCAAACACAAUCUUGAAAGGAACAUACUUUAAUCCAAUCUAUAUCCUGCUAAUAGCUACUUAUCAUGUAUGUGUUUACUUACUGGGAUUCAAGUCAAACUAUUUUAUGUGAGAACUAGCGUAGCUACUACUACUUACUGCUUGAUAGUUGGUUGUCCUAACCUGUAUAAAUGAAAUAGGAUUCGGAUCUAUGUAUUUGUGCUUUAUAUCACUUUAGCCUAACGUCCAACAUGUUUUUCAGUCGACUUGAAUACAAUGGCUAAAACGUUUAUACAAAGGAAUUUUAUUAUUUGUAGGGUUAGUCUAGUAUGAAUUUUGUUUGGUCGUUAUUUUGUGCUUUUAUAGAUCAUUAUUAUCAGUUGUUAUAUGAAGAAGUGGAUGAACGUAAUGUGGCUGUGACGAGAUUGUUUCAUGGGGAAUUUGGUGGUGGUUGGGAAAAUCAACGUUAUCCAAUUGCAGAGUUUAAGCUGCGAACUAAUCUUAGUUAGACCACCAUUCAAAGCGUAGAAUCACUGAGCACCUGUUUCGUCUCGGUAUGGGACCCUUCAGCACUGCACAUCUACAACCCCUGCAUCCAGUGGUCGAACCCUGAACUUUCAGUCAUGCGCGCGAACACAACCUCUAAACUACUGAGACGGGAUCAAAUGACUUUAAUAUCUGGCUUCAUUCAUCUCACGAUCCUGUACAACCCUAACCCAUUGUCUGCAGUGAAUAAUUGUCUCUCACCUGAUAUUGUUGUACUUCAUAGAUUCUCACCAUAACUCCAGAAGUGUUACAUCUUGAAGCUAGUCACCAGUGAGCACAUUGCUGAAAAAUUGUCAAUGUUAUCUUUAUAUAAUGCUAUUUGUUUAGAAAUAGAUUGUCCAAUAUUCAUUUGCUGUGUGUGUUUAUUUAAUCUUAUAUUUCUUUCUGUCUUACUCAGGCACUGAAAAUGCAAGUAUUAAUUUGAAAAUAUGCCAGUUUAAACUGGAUUCAAUGGGUAAAAUCUCCAAUGUACAAACUCUUGCACUACGUUCACCUUUAAAACAAUACUUACCGAAUUUUGAAUAUUUAGUUCGUGCUGGUUGGACACCAGAUGGGAAUUAUGUUUGGUGUCAACUGAUCACUCGCCUGCAACAACGUCUUUCACUCAUAUUAAUUCCAGUUGAUAAUUUCUUACCUAUCUCUGAUGUUGUUAAUCAUCCCGAUCCAUCAUCAUCAUCAUCAUCGUCGUCAUUUUCAUCGGCAACAUCCACAUUAACAGACUAUUCAUCUUCAUUCUUCACUUCACCAUGUAUAGAAUUAGUGACUGAAGUAGAGUCAAAAUUUUGGGUUAAGGUUCAUGACGUUUUAACCUUUCUGAAAUAUCCAUGGCAUUCAACAAGUGGAAUGAACAAAUCAUCAGAUUUUAUAAAUGAAAAUUCUUGUACAUUUAUUUGGGCUUCACAUAGAUCUGGUUUUACACAUUUAUAUCUUAUACAAUGUUCAUGGCCUAAAACUUCAAUUAAUAAUAACAAUAAUGGUAAUACUUUUACACAUGAACAAACUGCAACCCUUAUCCAAGCUAAACAAGUUUUUGUUGAUCAGUUAACCGAUGGUGAUUGGGAGGUUACUGGCAAUCAGAUUUGGCUGGACGAAGAUAAUAAAUUUAUUUAUUUUGAAGGAUUUAGGGAACAUCCUCUUUUAAAACACAUAUAUUCCGUAAGUUAUGGAAAUCAAAGUGAUCGAGGUCCAUUAAAUUGUUUAACGUUAAACCUUCCAAUCGACAACAAUGAUACUCAUGUUAUGAAAUCCAUUCAAAAUGCACACAAUUCAUCAUCAUCAUCGUUAUCAAUGAAUUCUAAUAUUGAAUGUACAUUGGAUCCAUUGUUUCAUGAUUCGUGUUUAUUAAUGAAACCAUAUCCAUUGUCUUAUGAAUUGAAUACAUUCAAUAUUCAAUCUGGUAUUAUGAUCCUAGAAUCAAGCAGUUUAGAUAAACUUGUUGGCAUUCAAAUUUGUCAAGUUAUUAUUGAGAAUAAUGAAAAUAAUACAAAUAAUUCUACCAGUAUUACUGUAAAUAAACAUCGUAAACCAAUUCUACAACAUAUAGCAUGGCUUCGUAAACAUGUAUGGCAUUAUAAUGCAUUCAAUGGAUUCUAUCCAACUAAUCCUCCGUUAGUUCUUCGAUGUGAUAUAUUUAAUAAUUUAGAUCGAAUGCUCACAUUACAAAAUAAUAAUAAUGAUGAAUGUAUAAAUGAUCAUAUAAGUAGUAGUAUUAGUGUUACAUACUCAUCAAAUUAUAUUGAGUUUAGCAAUUCACAAUCAAUAUUAUAUGGACAGUUAUUUGUGCCAAAUUGUAAUCAUAGUCGACUGUUACCUGUAUCAUCGGUCGAUGGUGUUAGUGUUGUUGGUUAUCCAACUUUGCAUUUUGUUUAUGGUGGUCCAGGUAUUCAACUUGUUCGUGGCAGUUAUUCAAGAUCUGUAUUUGCUCAUGCUCAAUUAUUUUGUCAUUUUGGUUAUGCUGUUUUUCUAUGUGAUUGUCGUGGCUCCUCUAAUCGUGGUAUCAAUUUUGAUGGUCAUAUUAAAAAUCGAUUAGGUCAGGUGGAACUUGAUGAUCAUGUGGCCUUUUUAAAGUAUGCUGCAAAAACCACUGGACUUAUUGAUCUUUCACGUGUUGCUAUUAUGGGCUAUUCCUUUGGUGGUUAUAUGUCAUUGAUGGCUGCAAUGCUAUAUCACGAUGUAUAUAAAGCUGCAAUAGCUAUUUCUCCGGUGGUUGAUUGGACGUUAUAUGAUACCGCAUACACAGAACGAUAUAUUGGUCUACCUAAGGAUAAUCCAGAUGCUUAUUGUAAAGGUAACGUAAUGAAUUAUGUUUCAAAUAUGCCAUCAAAUAAAUAUCAUUUAUUUAUAUUCCAUGGUGGUCAAGAUGAGAAUGUACAUUUUUCGCAUACAUCAUCAUUAAUUGAAAAAUUAGAUGCAUGUGGUAAACCACAUCAUUUUCAGUUUUAUCCAAAUUCUCGACAUCGUUUAAAGCAUCAAUCUCAUGUUGAAGCAACAGUUUUAAAUUUUCUUGAAGAAACUCUCUGUAAAUCAAAUUAACUAAAAUAGAUCUAUCGAUGAAGCAAAAAAAAAACUAUGACAAUUCAUUCCACAUCUUCUAUGUAUAAUUUAUUAUCAUGGUUAUGUAUGUAUAUUUCCAGUCCAAUACCCCUUCAUACACACACACACACACGCACACAUACACCUCCCCUCCCUCCUUACCCCGUGGUAAUUAUUCAUGGAAUUAUUUAAUUUGUUUUUUUAAUUUCCCAUUGUAAAGAUAAACAAACUAAGAUCAUAUUGGUGAAGAUGAUGAUCAACUUAUGUGCUUCCUUUUUUUCUUCUUUUUCUUUUUCUUCAAAGACCGAAAUAUACAUAACUACUUAUUAUGAAGAUAUAUAUUGUAUACUUAUGUUCAGUGAUUUAACUUCAUGUAUUCAGUAGUAGUAUUUAACUUUAUUUUUGUCAAUCAUUAAUUUGUCUUUUCAUUCUUUUCUUUUUUAGUAUUUAAAUAAUUAAUUACUAUAAAUAAUUUCUCUCGAAUUAUGUAUAUAAAAUGGUAAACUCCAUUUUUGUUGUUGUUGUUGUUGAGGAUUUGUUAGUCAGUCAGCCAGUAACAACGUAGAACUUCGUACGUACGUACAUCAGUUCGAGUUGCCACACUACAUUAGCAUAGAGAUGCAGUGGUCGAUUCAAAUCCCGUAGUGGUAGAGGUAAUAAGAGUAUAAGCAGUAAUCGGGAAGAUUAGUGUUUGGAGAUGUUACUUAAAGGGUAUAAUACAGUGAAAUAAAUUUGAGAAGAGAAAAAAAGAGACAAGGAGGAAUCAAGAGAUUAGAAUUUGGGAAAACACAAAGAGUGUAUGCACCUGAGCCAUUGCAAUCGAUUUUGAGCCAUGUCAUUCAGGGUCUCUAACCAUCGGUUGCUAUCAUCUCGCGGUCCCCAACCAGGUAGUCUACACCUACCGACAUGACUCAGUCGACUUGUCAGUGACUUCAUGGACUUGUUCCAUGUUUUGGUCUGGCCGCCUCUAGCUUUCUUCCAACCUACUAGUACACCAUAAAACAUCGCACGUCGAGGCAGUUGGUGGUUGAGCAUACGUAACACAUGUCCCAGCCAUCUCAACUGAUGAAGUUUCACUACGUCAUCAAUCGAUUUUCCAUCCUUACCUAGUACCCGUUUCCUAACAACUGCGUUACUUACUCGAUAGUCCCAUGAUAUACGAGCAAUAUUUCGAAGAAACCUAUGAUCAAAUACUAGUAACCUACGGAUAUCCUCUACUCUUACCUGCCAUGUUUCACUGCCAUAAUGUAGGACGGAACGAACUGCUGCGCAGUAAACAUGUCCUUUGGUCGAUAGACGGAUAUCUCGCCUACGCCAUAAAUGACGCAAGUUGGUAAAAGCUAGUCGAGCCUUCUGUAUCUGUGCUGAGAGUUCGUCAUACACCAGACCACAAGGGUUGAUGAGACUUCCAAGAUAAGUGAAGCGAUCGACACGCACAAUUACUUCACUCCCUAUCAUUAGUUCGGGUGUCAAUGCAACCCAAUCCUGAAGAGAUAUCUUGAAUUUCGAGGGGGAGAAUCACAUCUUGAACAUGCUUGCAUUGUUGAUUAGAGUGGUCAGAAGACUCUGCAUUUUGUCAGCGUCUUCACCAAAUAAAACUAUGUCAUCAGCAUAUUCUAAGUCAACAAGUGAACCUCACGGUAGAAGUUCAACCCCAAUAAAUUUAGAUAAGGAAAUUGUUAUCUCUAAAAGUACGUCGACGACAAAGUUGAACAAGAAUGGGGAGAGUGGGCAGCCCUGACGAACACCACUUGAGGUAAUCAGUUCUGAUGACAGUUCGCCAUAAGCUCUCACUCUACCAGUUGUGUUCGAGUAGAGAGCCUUUAUAAGGUUAAUGUACUUCUUUGGUACUCCUUUCAGUGACAAACACUGCCAUAGAACCUUACGAUCAACAGAGUCGAAUGCCGCCUUAAGGUCGAGAAAUACUACCAUUGUGGGGCGUCUGAACGUGUGUCUGUGUUCUAGAACCUGACGUAGUGUGAUUAUCUGAUCUAUGCAACCACGUCCAGGUCGAAAACCGGCCUGGUUUUCUCUAAUCUGCUCUUCACGAGCUUUGAUUAGGCUUCGAAGUAUUAUUGAGGCUAAUUUUUUAGACACUAUAUUAGUCAAACUGAUUCCUGUGUGAUUGUCACAAGAGGACUUUUGUCCUUCCUUAUAGACUGGCACAAUCAGUGAUUGAGACCAGUCAGAUGGGAUUACGUUCAGUUCCCAAAUUCUACCUAAGACCUCGGUUAAUCUUAUUGCUAAUACUUGACCACCAUUCUUAAAAAUCUCAGGAGUAAACCUGUCAGGGCCUGCUGCUCUUCCUCACUUCAGAUUUCCUAUGGCAUUUUCAACUUCGUAAAUAGUCGGAGGACCUACACUAACUUGCCAUUCAGGUUGACUGGAGAUCGUGGGAAACCGAAGUGUGGCUGAAGGCCAGUUGAACUGAUCCCUAAAGUGUUCUGCCCAUCGAUCCAAUCUCCUGGAUUGAGAAUGUAUAAUAUGUCCAUCUUUCUCUGAGUGUUUCGCUAACAGUCGGUUUCCUUAACAAGUCUGAACAAUUGUCUGCUAUUACCUAUUGCCGCUGCCUUUUCCAUCUCUCUUGCUUUCGCUACCCACCACUGUUCACGGUCAUUGCGUAGACUUCUUGUCAGCUUGCGCUUAAGCUGACUGCGCUCUUCAUUAUGUUCAGAGCCAGGUGGAAUGAGUUUCUGAGCAUCUAUCAGUGCGAUAGAUGCUGCUGAGAUCCAGUGUUGCUCCCUAACCUUCUGGUUUACCUUACUAGCAGAUAUCACUGCUGUUUCCACAGCUUUUCGGAUAUCAUUUCAUGCUGCCUUGGGGAGGGUAUAGCGACUCACGUGCAAUUGGGUUCAUUCUCAUUUAACUCAGUUAAGCCCUUUUGCUAACUCAUUUAGCGGACAAAGUCAUCCGCACUAUAACAACUUAUUGUACUCUUAUUAUUUUGUGCUUGUAUGAAAUACGUAUGCUUGAAUAUUGCUUACGGCCUACGCAUUUAUUCACUCUGCUAGUCUUACUACUAACUGAUUAUUUGAUUCGAUUACUCAUUCAUUUCACAUGGUAUAUAUAUGUCCAUGUUAUUCAUACACACUCACUCACUCACACACUCUCGUCUCGCUCUUGCUAUGGCUCUCUCUCGCUUGCUUACCUUUCGGCACAACUCUUCUAUGCUUGUUUAACGCAUCUGUACAUUUGGAUAUAUGUGUGUGGUCUCGUAAUAAACGUAAUCAACACUUC